This is a messenger RNA of Sarcophilus harrisii (Tasmanian devil), 953 nucleotides long. RefSeq names its product mitochondrial ribosomal protein L24 (gene MRPL24). NCBI's taxonomy places the organism in Eukaryota, Metazoa, Chordata, Mammalia, Dasyuromorphia, Dasyuridae. Gene Ontology annotation, cellular component: ribosome; mitochondrion. The record is from RefSeq and is a predicted model, not a curated record. Gene Ontology annotation, molecular function: RNA binding; structural constituent of ribosome. Gene Ontology annotation, biological process: translation. The transcript is spliced from 6 exons. Bases 157 to 807 code for a protein of 216 amino acids.
CAUUAAUAAGCUGAAGAUUCCUUAGAAGAGGGCCAUUGAGACGAUGAAGAUCCUUCCAUUAAGGAAUUGAUUAGAGUUUUGGGGAUUCAUCCUGGAGAAGAGGAAGCUCAGUAGGAAUAUACUGAAACUCUUUAAGAACUUGAAAGGCAAAAAGACAUGCGUCUAUCAGCCUUGCUAGCCAUGGCAGUCAAGGCUGACUUGCCUCGUAACUACCGCUAUGGAAUGAGCCGACCUGGAACUAUGGCGGAGAAAAAGAGAAACCCUCCCUGGAAAAGACCGCGUCCAGUUCUUGUGGAGCCUAUACCUGAGGAUUCCUGGAAUGUGUAUUGUGGGGACAUGGUUGAGAUCCUGGAGGGCAAAGAUGCUGGGAAGCAGGGCAAAGUGGUUCAGAUCAUCAGGGAGAGAAACUGGGUUAUCUUGGAAGGACUGAACACGCAUUUCCGAAUUGUUGGCAACUACAAGGAUUUCCGGGGGACCAUGGUCCCCAGCGAGGCUCCCCUGCUUUUCCGCCAGGUCAAGCUUGUGGAUCCCACUGACAGGAAACCAACUGAAGUGGAAUGGAGGUUUACAGAGGAAGGUGAGCGUGUACGAGUCUCCCUGAGGACAGGAAGGAUCAUCCCAAAGCCCGAGUUCCCUAGACCUGAUGGCAUCGUCCCUGAGCAGUGGAUUGAUGGUCCCAAAGAUACAUCAGUGGAAGAUGCUCUGGAGAAAACUUACGUCCCCUGUUUGAAGACCUUGGGAGAAGAGGUAAUGGAGGCAAUGGGCAUCGUGGAGACUCGAAGACACAGGAAAAUCUACUGGUAUUAAAGUUAUAGCGGGGACUGUCUUUUAUCCCACCAUUGUCUCUACCCAAGAUCAUGACCCCAGAAGUCUGAGAAAUUGCCUUAUUUACUAUAAAGGAUUUUCUGAGGAAUGUGUAGACUUUUGAGAAUAAAGGAACUUGCUGAGCUACA